AAACUCCUUUCUAAUAAUUAGGAAAGAAAGAAUUAAACUCUUAUCAAAAACUAGACUUAGAGUUCACCCUGCAGCCCUCUAGAACUGUCUAUCGGAUUGAACAGACUGGGUAGCCCCAGCCCUUCCCUACCUCCUCCUAUCCCUGCCAACCUCUCACCUCUAGGCCCUCCCCUUCAGUUACAACUUCCAGCAGAAUCCUCUUUGCUCUCCCGUGCUUCCAAGACCCGCAAGCGCCAUAUUUUACGCUUCGCUCCUCACGGCUCACCAACCAUGAGCACCCAGAUCCAGCAGAAUUAUUCCGCCCAGAUGGAGGCUGCACUCCAGCGCCUGGUGAACCUGCAUCUGCAGGCCUCCUACACCUACCUCUCUCUUCGCUUCUAUUUUGAAGGAGGCAACGAUGUAGCUCCGAAGGGCAUGGGCCGCUUCUUCCAAGAGUUAGCUGAGGAGAAGCGUGAGGGCACCCACCGUCUCUUUAAGAUGCGAAACCAGUGGAGCGGCUGCCCCUUCCUUCAGGACUGGCAAGAGGUGUCCCAAGAUGGGUGGCGUGGCAGCGUGGACGCCAUGGAAGCCGCCAUGGCCUUGGAGAAGAACCUGAACCAGGCCCUUUUGGAUCUGCAUGCCCUGGGUGCCGCCAACGGAGAUCCCGGUCUCUGUGACCUCCUCAAAAGCCACUUCCUAGAGGAGGAGAUGAAAGUCAUCAAGAAGAUAGGCGACCACCUCACCAACCUCCGCAGGCUGGCUGGCCCUCAGGCCGGGCCGGGCGAGUACCUCUUCAAAAAGCUCACCCCGCAGCACAACUUGGAGCCUCCCGUGCAGUGCCCAGCAGCCUUUGAGGAACCCGUCUGCAUUUACCCAGCAUCAAGAUGUCUGCUCGAGCUUCUUUCUUCCGCCAGAACGCAAAUUUUUAACCAUGCUGACAAGCUUGCUUAUGCUGUGAGAUCAAAUGGAAACAAAAAAGGUUGCUACCGAGAAUACUGAUGAUGACAUCAUACACUGACCAUCUCUAUGAAGCCUCUCAAGAGAAAUUUCUUUCUGGUCUCAGUAUUGCGAAUAACAGUUCUUUGCCUGGGUAAUUGAUUUGUUUUUGUUUUGUGGACACUGCAAAUGAUUAAGUUUCCUUUUCUGACUGCCUGUGAGAAAGCUUAGAGCCAAAUUUGUGGUCCACCCGGUGUCAAUGAGUGGGAUUGUAUAAGCAUUUCUACAGAAGCUUCAUUUCUGCCUCUUCUGUCACUAAUUUCUUGGUAUAUUUUAUGGUUUCUUUUAAGCCACCUUAAACCAUUUCUAGAACAAGGUUGUGUGUAAAUAGAUAAAUAAACUUUAAAAAUGCUGAUUGAAAAA
This is a messenger RNA of Acinonyx jubatus (cheetah), 1338 nucleotides long. RefSeq names its product ferritin light chain-like. Gene Ontology annotation, biological process: iron ion transport; intracellular iron ion homeostasis. NCBI's taxonomy places the organism in Eukaryota, Metazoa, Chordata, Mammalia, Carnivora, Felidae. Gene Ontology annotation, molecular function: ferric iron binding; ferrous iron binding. The record is from RefSeq and is a predicted model, not a curated record. Bases 271 to 978 code for a protein of 235 amino acids. The transcript has 2 exons. Gene Ontology annotation, cellular component: cytoplasm.